This is a messenger RNA of Trichosporon asahii var. asahii CBS 2479, 1272 nucleotides long. RefSeq names its product basic amino acid transporter. Gene Ontology annotation, biological process: regulation of intracellular pH. Bases 1 to 1272 code for a protein of 423 amino acids. The transcript is spliced from 5 exons. Gene Ontology annotation, cellular component: membrane; vacuole. NCBI's taxonomy places the organism in Eukaryota, Fungi, Basidiomycota, Tremellomycetes, Trichosporonales, Trichosporonaceae. The record is from RefSeq and is a predicted model, not a curated record.
AUGGAGCCCGGUCGCGGCAGCACCGAGCGUGACCCUUUACGCGACGAUUCCGCCGCCAUUUCUCGCGAGGCGGAUGCCUACUCAAUAGCCAGUCGACGACUGUUCUUCUCCUUCCUCAUCUUCGGUCUCCUCAACAAUGGUAUGCUAGAACCUGGACCUCAGCUGACAUCAGUCCUCUAUGUUAUCAUCCUCUCCGCGGCUCUUGACUUGGUGCCUUCAACGGUACCCAAGGGGUUGGUUGCUUUCUUCAACAUCUUUCCUGCUCUGCUGAUUGUCGCCUUCUCCUCUGGCGUCAACCCCCGGCUAUUCGGCAUCUCGCUGGCCUCAUUCUCGUCUGGUCUUGGCGAGUUGACAUUCCUGCAGCUGACCACGACUUUGCCGACAAAGUCAGCGUCAAAGACUGCACUUGGAGCAUGGUCGAGCGGAACUGGCGCUGCUGGAAUUGCUGGCGCCGGCAUCUGGUGGAUUCUGCGUGGCCUCGGCGUCAAAGGAGGGCUCGGAAUAUCUUCGGUCCUUCCUCUGUUCUUCCCCGUCACGUAUCUCUACCUUCUCCCAGCUUGGGAGAGCUUCCAAUCAGUUGAAUACUCCCGCCUCGGUGCGGAUGACGCUGAAGCGACCGAGGUCAUGUUCGAUGAGGACGAGCCGGACAUCAGGGACACCUCAACAAAGCCGCUGAACGACGUCUACCUGACGCCGGCGGAAAAGUGGGCGCUCUUCCGGCCGCUCGUGCUGCGGUACAUGGCGCCACUUUUCUUCGUCUACGUCGAAGAAUACCUGAUCAACUCUGAAGCCGCGCGACUACUACCCGUUCUGGAGCCUGACCUGUGGGUAUCACAACGUUGCCCUGCUGACCUGCAAGACCAAACGUUCGUUUUCCUCUCGCGCUCAUCGCUGUCGAUGGGUCUUCCUCCGAUUCCGAAGAGAUACCUGCCGCUUCCGACCAUCAUCCAGUUCUUCGUCCUCGUGUUCCUGACGCUGCAGGCGCGGAGCUUCAUCUUCUCUACGCCAGAGUACACGCCACCGCACCCGGAACCAUCCUCUGGCGUCGAUCGCGCCAUCACCGCCGUCUUCCUCUUGACCUGUCUCGAGGGGCUCUGUGGUGGGUCCGCGUACGUCACCACGUUCUAUCACGUCGGCCAUGAGGGCGACGACGCCGAGGACCCCGAGAGCGGUCCCGAGGAGCAGAAGCGCAAGAUGGAGAAGGAGUUUAGAAUCGGCGCAACGGGCGCAGCCGAUUCGACAGGUGAGUUAGACGAAGGCAAGAACAACUGA